CUUGCGGUAGAAGGCGCUUGAUGUUGACGUCAGGCAUAAGCGAGACGGACAUUGCUGAAUGUUUUGUAAUUUACAAUUCAUUGUAAAAAUAUGGCAAAUUCAGCGGAUCCAAACUGUGCAUGGCCAGAAUCAUGGCACAAGGCCAGAAAAGCUUUGGAAGCAGUGAAUGCUUCAUCACCCCAGAAGAACAGCGAGAAACCUGAACAGAAAACAUUUAAUCCUCCACCACCACCUCCGCCUGCAUUUCAUCAAGAUGUUCCACAUCCUCCACCACCACCACCACAGGAUCCCUUUUUGUAUAACCCUGUCGCCAUGUAUCAACCAUACUGCUCAUACUACAAUAUGCCAACUUAUCCAACAGAAAAUCCAUACAGAAUGAAUGACCCAUACAAUAAUUAUGCUCCACCGCCGCCACCACCACCGCACCAGGACUUUGCUCAAAAUGAAAGGCAGAACAAUGAGAAUAUGCAGAAUGAUUUUAAUCAAAAUUCUCACCAAGAAACCGCCAGUCCUUCAUACAUGAAGAGUCCUAGAAAUCAAGGGCCAUAUUCCCAGCAGAAUGGCAGCCAUCCUAAUUUUGGAAAUAAGCAAGCUCCGGGUUCUGGUGGAAUUAGAUUUCAAAUCCCCAAAAGGAGGAAUGUUGGAAUGGUUCAACAAAAUAACCAAGGAGCAGGCCCAGGCAUUCGCUUUAACCAUCCAAGAAUGAACCCAUACCAACAACAGGGUACACGGGACAACACACAGUCUAAACACUCUGAAUUACAAAACCAGCAGAAAAAAGAAAGUCCACAGAAAGACAAUUUAAGGAAUGCUGGAUCCAAAAAUAGUGAUACGACAUCGAGAGCAAUGAAUAAUGAAGAUUGGCCACCUUCAUUAAAGGAUUAUGUUCAGAGAGCCUUUUCCUGUGCUACAACUGAAGUCCAGAAAGACAAACUUGAAAGUUUUUUGAAGGAGAAGUUAACAAAGGUUUUUAAUGAAGGAAGUACAUGGAGUGUGGACUGGAGUAAAGAACCAAUACCUAACUUUGGAAAUCGUGACACAUCAUUUCAACCGAAUUCAAGGCAAAAUAAAAUGGACAAAAGUAGACCAUUCGGUGGCAUGAGAGGUCGGGGUGGAAGGCGAGGAUUGGGAAGAGGGAUUUACUCAAACAACAGAGUUCCGACAUACAGGUUACGCGACUCCAGAUCGAGAACUAGGUCAAGAAGCCGGUCUUGGUCCAGGUCCAGAUCAAAAUCUUGGUCACGAUCUCGCUCCAGGUCUCGAUCACGUAGCAAUUCCAGGUCUCGUUCUCGAUCACCUAAUAAGAGGAGGAGAAGGCAAUCAAGGCGAAGAAGUAAUAGUCUCAGUCCAGUGGAUAUGGGAAGAAUUCGUGAAAGACGAAAGUCUGAGAGAGGUCAGGCACGAGGUCAGACGCGUGGUAUGGGUAGAGGCAGGGGAGGAAGGGGUCGUGGACGAGGCAAAAAUGCACAGCGUGAAACUCUGAGAAAUGAAAGCCCGGCACCAACUGCAGCAAAGAAAAACAAGAAAUCACCCAAGACUCAAUACAAAAUGGAAUUUGAUGAUCCUAUGAAACAAGUCAGAAUGGAUGAAAGAGCAGCUAGGUUUGGUUUGGAAAAAACACCUCGUCAAAAGCUUACAUUAACCAUCAACAAUUUUACAAAUAAUGAUGAUCCAGAAGAACAAGAUCUGUCCAGCUUCCGAGUGGUUGGUAGCUGUCCAGACAUGGAGAAACGAUACCUCAGGCUUACAACGGCACCAGAUGCCAGUACGAUCCGACCGCUAUUUAUAUUAAAGAAGUCUUUGAAAAUGGUUCAGGAAGACUGGAAAGAGAAGGAGGAUUAUCGGUACGCUUGUGAGCAGCUGAAGUCCAUCAGACAGGAUCUCACGUGUGAUCAUGAGGAGUUUAAUCAGUGUCAGACCCAGCUGAAACUGCUAUACCAUGAGGGACUAGGUGGCAACAUCUUGGAAUUUACAGCAUACAGAAUACUCUACUAUAUUUUUACUUCUAAUUCACUUGAUAUGACAACAGUGCUGUCGUCCCUGUCUUUUGACCACCGGAAGCAUGUCUGUAUAAAGCAUGCCUUGGAAGUCCGUUCAGCAUGGGCCCUUAAUAAUUAUCAUUCAUUUUUCAAAUUAUAUAGAUCAGCUCCUAGUAUGUCCACAUAUAUGAUGGAUUGGUUUGUUGAACGGGUUCGGAAGAUAGCACUCAAAUCACUUAUCAAGUCGUACCGCCCCAUGUUGCCAUUAGAAUUCUUCAAGAAAGAGUUAGGAUUUGAGCAAAUGGAUGCAGUUUUAGAAUUUCUCAAAGACACAGGUGUGGUGUUUUCUGCUGACCGGACAAAAAUUGACUGCAAAGCAAGUAAUGCUGCCGUUCAAGCGUUGUAGCAACUGGAAGGUCCUGCCCAUUCAGCUCCAGUUUUUCUCCCAGCUAAAAUGUUUGGCAGUAUUAUGAAAUCCUCCUGGGUGUUAGAGCAUUAAGUUAAUUUCUGUAUGUAGUCGUCAUUCAGUUGGUUAUACCAUGUCAUCUCGGGGGUUUCCUGAAAGUCGUCGCCAUGGCCUUACUGGUGAUAGAUGUAUGCUGCUCCUGCCAGUAAAUAGGACUUUAAUCAAGUGUCAUCAAGGAAUCGAAGUUUGCAGUAAAUUAUAGGUAAAUAUCCAGUGGAAUGUAGUUGUCUCCAAGGGAAAAGCUUCCAUUGCAUCUUUAAUUGAGAAAAUUGUUUAUUGGUUUGGGGUAUCUGCUAAUUUUUUGGGAAAGAAGAUUCGUCGUCUGUCUUAUAUUUUGCGUCUGUCUGUGUUGCUGGUAUUGUCGCAAAGUGAAGAGACGAUGGUUUAAAAUUAAGAAGAGGAGUUCCAGUUAGCUAAGUUGUAAUGAAGAGAGACAAAAUCAGUUGGCAGUCCCUUUGUGGAACAGGAAAUACAGAUGGCUAUCCCAGAAGGAAAUAUUUCCUCAACAGCUAGAAGAUCAGUCCUAGUUCUACCAAGCAAUUAAAACUAUGCUGUAGGAAAAUACCCAGUAAAAGCUUUAAUGUAACCAGUACCACAUGAAGGUGUGGUAUUGCCAGUGGAUGUAUGCAUGUGAAUUUGGGAUCAGUCUGAAAGGAGGACCUUUGGUUUACACACUUUCUGGUGUAACUCAAAGGUCCUAGUUUCAGCUUGGGUAUAAAAAUAUUCCAACAAGUGCAGACCAUGAGGAUCCACAAAAAUUACAAGCUAUCCUUGGAUGUAAGACUUGGUGAUGAAGGACUAAUUGCUUUUAUAUCUUUUGAACCAACAUAGGACAUUUUUAUGCUACCAGUUAUCCAGUUCUUUCUUUCCAACCUCAUUUUGAAGAUCCAGUAAUGUUUUCCAAAAUUUUAUUUAGUAUGUACUGUUAUAGAUUGUUGGUUCAACUGCUAGAGAUGAAAAUGUUGGGGCAUCUUCAACUUCAAAUUACAAGAGGAUUGUCCUUCAAAUCAUGUGACCCAUGUAAAGCAGAUGGAUUUCUUCAGCAGAUGUUAGAUGUGUGUUGUUUGGGGUGGUUGUGGUGUUUUUUAUUCCAUGCUCUGUGGAUGGUUUUCCUUUGGUGUGAUCUGAAGUUGUCCAAGCAUCACAGUGGCAGUCCUGUUAAUUCUUCUACAAGGAUGUUCCCAUGCUGGUUCCAGAGAUCAGAAGUCCUAGCCUAGAUCAGCUUUUAUAAUUAUAAUAUGUCUUUUCCCAACUGGAAAAUGUAAAUUCUUUAGAUUUCAAUUGUUCUAUUACAGUGUCCUUAUUUGAAAAUAUUUCAACAAAUAUGUUGCAGAAAUUUCUUUUUUUUCUUCAGAAAUUUCUUUUUUUUUCAGCCGAGAGUUUCUAAGUGUUGGAAUAAAAUAGUGUAUGCAUUUCUCACUGUUUAAUGUCAUAUGACUGUGUAUAUAUCAUGAUGGCAUAUUAAUAAUAAUAGUGUAAAAGCAUUUGUUUUGGUGCCAUUAACUAAAAAUCCUUUAUCUGUGAUACAUGUGUAUAUUUUGUUCAAAUUUAUAAAUAAUAAUCUUUUUCUUUUUCAGCAAAUUUUUAUUUUUCUUUCUUCCUAUAUAUGUAUGUAUGUAUAUGUAUAUUGUGAACAGUUAUGUUUACAUUCUAUGGCAUCUAUUUAGAAUUAGUAUAACAUACUAGAAAAUAGCUUCUUUACUAUCAAACCUUUGUUAAGCAGCCACCUGAGGGAAUAUUAGAAUAAUUUGACUUGUUAAUAAAUGUAUACUCAAUUAAAGGUGCAAUCUUGCCCAUCUUCCUAAUGAAAUAAAAAUCCAACUACAGUUUUAAUCGAGUGUAUUUUUGCUGUGAACAUCGCUGACCAACAGAAGUCUUUUGCCAUUUUUUUAGUUCAUUCGAAAAGGCAUCCUUCAUUUUGAGCAUUGAAUGGCAAAUUAAUAAAUUUUUAUGUUGCCUAGAUUAGUAAAAGAUAUUGAAGAAUGACAUGUCAAUGAACAGAAAAUAAUAAUUUGAAUCAUCUGUUCUCAAUUGUUAAAUAAUAAAAAUAUUAGCAAAGUUCCAGAUUUGAAGAAUGAUAACAUAACAUGUUAUAUAGGGGAGUAUUUUAAAGGGUGGCUGCCUUGUCACAUGUCUGUGUGUGUCUGCCAUAAUUGUUACUAUUGGAAAAUAAUUAUAUUUUGUACAUGAAAUAUUAAUGAUGGUGUAGAUAAAUAAUUACAAAAGAUUGAUAAAAACAAAUUCAUUGAACUGCUUUCUAUUAAGAACAUUGUAUACAAAAACUGACUGUAAAAUGGGUGAUUAUGAUUGUGUUUAGUUGAUUUAUAAGCAGUUAGUAUUGGUUUUGUGCCAUUACUUUUGACAGUGCAUCAUUAGAGUUUUAUUUCAUUGGCAACAUUUCCUUCAGAAUGUAUGGUUAAAAGAAAGUAUUGGUGUGAAUGUUGUGAUAGAAAUUGUAUACUACUGUUUUCUUCAAAUGAUUGGCUGUUGCGGUUUGUAUGUUAUAUUUUACUUUUGCCUAUUUUUAUUGGUUACCAAACUGAGUUGCCAAGUGUGGCCUGCUAAAGCUGAAAAAGUGCUAUGUAUGAAACAUGGGUCUAAUGUAAUUACGAGUAAACCAUUUGUUUGCAAAUGCAUAUAUAUAUAUAUAUAUAUAUAUGUAUGUCAUAUGACCGAAUUGGGUCUAGAUCCACUUUAAGUGAAUAAUUCUUGUACACAAAAUCAAUAUCUAUCUUAUAUUGGUUGUAAUUGCAGUUUGCAUUCUGUUUAUAGUAAUCAGAUAUUUCGUAGACAAGUGUAAUGGUAAUUCUUUGAUAUUAUUUUAUAAUUAUAUGUAUUGCUACUACAUUGCCCCACUGGCAGCUAUUCUUUGAUGUCAUUAAAGCAUAAAUAGUUACUUAAGAUAGAUUUGUUAUGGAAAGAUUUGUUAUGGAAAAACGGGUACUGUUUGCUUAACGGUGGAACUCGGAAGGUUAUGUCGUUCUUUAUGUUAAAUAAUGAUUUUAGCCUUUUCCUAAGUAUAUAGAGAACUUGGGAUAAUUUUAUAUCCAAUGUUUCUUAUUGUGAAAAUUGUAUGCAUAUGCAAACAAGUGUGUUAUUCUCUUCAAAAACAUGGUUGAGCAGAUUUGAUGUAUAUUUAUAAAAAUUUGCUGCUUUUGACAGAAAGAAAUUACUUUAAACUAUUGUGGCAGUUUUUUGUCUUUUCUCUUUUUCAGCAAUGAUAUCCUAUGGAGCACAUUUCACAAAUUUGCAUUUAUUCAGUUGUACGUUUUAUGUACUCGAAUUUCUGGUUUAUGCUGAUAAGAUUGUGUUUAUAAUUGUACAGUGUACAAUUUUAGGAUGGAAUUGUGGAAGAAUGAUCUAAUACUAUGCAUCCUUUCACCAAGUAAAAUAUUUUUUAAAGAAAUUAACACAAAUUGAAUGAAAUUUUGUGAUCAACAUCGGAUGAUUGAUUGUAGUAAUGUGUUAAAAUUCACAUUUCCUUUGAGGCACAUACUGAUCAAUCUAGCUACUUUAUGCCAACUCCGUAUAUAAUGUUUUUCUCAUCUUUGUUUUCAUUGGUUAAAUCUUUGAAGGCAAUAUCAUUUUGAUCGGAUCGGAUCGGUUGGAGGGCAAUAUCACUAUUUACGGAAGGUUAUGUGACUUAUUUUAGACCAAUGAAAAUAAAGAUAUAUUCUCAUUCAUAUAUAUAUAUAUAUAUGCACACACACAAAAGAUGUUUAUGCAUUCCUAAUAGUAUUUUAUUUCCUCGUGACUAUUAAUUAAAUGUUAUCAGUCUUACAACACACGCGUACACACACCCCUAAAACAUUAAGCAGACGAAGAUCUACAAGAUUUGAGUAAGUAUAAAAAUCCUAAAAUUGUGCACUGGAUAAAAUUAAUUUAAUUAUUUCUUUGAACAUUGGCGAUAGGGGUUUUUUUUUUCUUCUUUACUACUUGCACCGUUAUAACUUUUAUAGCUAUAGGCUGACAGUUUGGUUUUUCCAUGGGGUCAUCUAUUUGGUAUGUACGUGCAAAAACAUAAUAAUAAUAAUGAGUAAAAACUGAAAAGAAAAUACUAGUAUAUACAUGAAUAUCACAAUUUUAAAAAAUCUUUAAUAAUUUAAUUUGUCCUAGUUGAUGUAAAGUGGGUGUUAUACAAGUGUCCAUGUCAAACUUGUUCAAAUUAAUGGUACCAUCGUGUUUUAUAUUCAAAGUUGACAUUUGGGGUCUUGAACGGUAACACGGAUAAAAUGUAUUUUUUCAAACAAUUUUUAUGUGUAAAAAAAAGAUAUAAUUUUGUCUUGACAGGUAGGCAAUAUUCUCCUUUCGGGUUUAACUUGUUGCUCUGGAGGCAGGUGACUGUUCUGAAUUACUGGAAUGUUAUAUGCGUUUAUCUUUUAAUUAUUAUAUGAUGUUUAAUGUUCAGUAGUGUGGUGCGUGUUGCAGUUGAAACACGCGCCUUUGCACGAGUACACACUAAGUGGAUGGACCUCUAGGAAUUUGUAAUAAUUUUCUGUGAAAUGUGAAAGGUUUGAAAUGAACAGGUUUGGGGGUGAAUAUCGAGUUUGUAAGUUUUUGUUUCAGUUGAUGAACGUUGUGCAAUAAUAACAUUUUCUAAGAGAGUAAUGUAUUGUUUCGACAAGUUAAUUCUGUUGUUCCACAUUCAGGUCAAUGUUUGUGUUGUAUUAUUCUGUGUUCUGCACUAUAGCUACAUUUGAUUAUAUUUUGUAUUGUAUGUUCCAGUCUCCUUUUGUAUUGCAACGUGUAAGCGUUAUUUGUAAAUUGCAGUUAUAUACAUUUUGUAUAUUUAUGUUUUCAGCAUUGGUAGCUAUAAAACUGUAUAUGAUGAGCUUAUUAUACAUGUAUAUUAAGCAACUGUUUAACUGUCCAUUUCAAGCACAUUCGUCUGAAUGGAUUGUUGCGACUUCAUUAUAGAUAUUUAGUACAUACGUGUAUGUACCCGACUCAUUGUUUAGCUAGUCUACAGAACUGAAAGUGAAUAACUGAUCUUGGUGUUUUGUGGUGUAAUCUGCAUAUGCCAUUCAACAUCAUUCAAAUCACAUGGACUUGUCUUCAGGGCAUCGGCAGUCUGUUUCGUGUGAUGUUUAAAAUGUCGACACACUUGAGCAAUUCCAGCAGGAAUGUAACAGCUGAUGAUGAAUGCAUUUAUGUCAUAUAGACAAUUAAAAAAUGUGUGUAAAUAUUAUAUAUAUAAAUAUUUGAUGGAUUAAAACACACUGGAAUUUA
Molecule: messenger RNA, 7674 nt
Organism: Gigantopelta aegis
Lineage: Eukaryota; Metazoa; Mollusca; Gastropoda; Neomphalida; Peltospiridae
Product: leukocyte receptor cluster member 8 homolog
Exons: 15
Coding region: 91-2385 (764 amino acids)
Cellular component (GO): nucleus
Source: RefSeq, a predicted model, not a curated record